Messenger RNA from Nymphaea colorata (pocket water lily), 2749 nucleotides. RefSeq names its product tubulin beta-5 chain. Lineage: Eukaryota; Viridiplantae; Streptophyta; Magnoliopsida; Nymphaeales; Nymphaeaceae. The record is from RefSeq and is a predicted model, not a curated record. Gene Ontology annotation, cellular component: microtubule; cytoplasm. Gene Ontology annotation, molecular function: GTPase activity; structural constituent of cytoskeleton; GTP binding. Gene Ontology annotation, biological process: microtubule cytoskeleton organization; mitotic cell cycle. The transcript is spliced from 3 exons. The coding region runs from base 935 to 2395 and encodes 486 amino acids.
GGCGUGUUUGAUGAAGGGAAAAUAUGGGAGGAGAGCCACCGUCUGCUUUCUCCCCUGAUCUUGGGGAUGUGAAUCAUAAGCUUUGUUACCUCAAGUCUGUAAUGGGAAUCAAGAAGCCAUGAUCCACCUUAAACAGUUUGAAAGUAUGUUGUAAAUUUCUGCGUUGACCAUCUUUGGUUCCACAGUUGGACAUAUGUUGAUGUGAAUCAGUUACUUGCUAACAUGGUUGAUAGUGAAUUGUGCAAAAUAUGGCAAGUUCACGGUGAGUUUAGAACACUCUCUCUCUUAUACAUGCUUAUGUACAUUUUUUCUCUAUAUAUACUAUUUUGAAAGGGGUUCCUAUUUCUUUUUCUAUUUCCGUUUUUUCUUUUUGCUGGAAGCCAUCCUCCGGCUAGGUUCUUUGGAAUGUUUACCAAUUUGAGCUAACAGAAAGGCAUUCUUUACGUUGGCCUCUUAUUCAACUUAGGUGUUCAAACCUAGCCUUUUGGGCAGGAUGAGGGGCUUGUCAUUUUUUUGUUACUGUAUUCUGAUAUGCAUAUUUGUUUGUUUUGUGAGGAGAUGAUAUCGUUUAAACGGUCAAAAAAAAUUUCCUUGAAAAAAUUUUCCUAUCUAUCAAACUAGGCAUUUUUUUCCGUUCAAAAAAGUUCCAGGCCAUCAAACAUGGCUUGAAACAAGAAAAAGGGAAUUUUACCCUCCUGUCAUUUUACCAUGGAUAUUUUACCCUAGAAAAAAUUCCACCUCAAAAAAAUCCAAGCCAUCAAACGUGGCCUUAUGGAAAAUUUCACCUUACAGACUUUUUAAAACAAAAAGCUGCAGUCCUACGCCGGACGUUUAAAAGAAAGACAGCCAUCCGAUCUUGCCAAAGGAAAAAGGAGGGAAAGACUGUCAACCGUUGGAUUUUCUCCGCUGCCCUUAUAUAACCCCCUUCUCCCCUAUGUACUGUCAGCCGCUUCACCGUUUUUUUGAAAGAAAUCCUUCUCUCCUUCUCCCUCUCCCUUUCUGUGUUCUGUCAUUUGUAGUCGAAGAAGACAGAAGAUCGGAAAGAAAAAUGAGAGAAAUACUUCACAUUCAGGGGGGCCAAUGCGGUAACCAAAUCGGAUCCAAGUUCUGGGAGGUCGUCUGCGAAGAGCACGGCAUCGGUCCGACCGGGCGAUACGUUGGGUCGUCCGAUCUGCAGCUUGAACGUGUAAAUGUCUACUACAACGAAGCGAGUUGCGGGCGGUUCGUCCCCCGGGCCGUGCUCAUGGAUCUCGAGCCCGGGACCAUGGACAGCGUCCGCACAGGGGCCUACGGCCAGAUCUUCCGGCCGGACAACUUCGUUUUCGGGCAGUCUGGCGCCGGAAACAACUGGGCCAAGGGGCACUACACCGAGGGCGCCGAGCUCAUCGACUCCGUUCUUGACGUCGUGCGUAAAGAGGCCGAGAACUGCGAUUGUCUUCAAGGGUUUCAAGUCUGCCACUCUCUCGGUGGUGGAACUGGGUCAGGAAUGGGAACCCUUUUGAUAUCGAAGAUCAGAGAGGAGUAUCCUGAUCGCAUGAUGCUUACCUUUUCUGUUUUUCCAUCCCCAAAGGUUUCCGACACGGUGGUUGAACCUUACAAUGCCACUCUGUCCGUCCAUCAGUUGGUGGAAAAUGCUGAUGAAUGCAUGGUUUUGGACAACGAAGCUCUCUAUGACAUUUGCUUCAGGACCUUGAAGCUUACGACCCCCAGCUUUGGUGAUCUAAACCAUUUAAUUUCUGCCACAAUGAGUGGGGUGACAUGCUGCUUGAGAUUCCCUGGACAACUGAACUCCGACCUGCGUAAGCUUGCUGUUAAUCUUAUCCCCUUCCCACGUCUUCACUUCUUCAUGGUUGGAUUUGCUCCCCUUACCUCAAGAGGCUCACAGCAGUAUAGGGCACUCACUGUCCCUGAGCUCACACAGCAGAUGUGGGAUGCCAAAAACAUGAUGUGUGCAGCUGAUCCUCGUCAUGGCCGCUAUCUGACUGCCUCUGCCAUGUUUAGGGGAAAAAUGAGCACAAAAGAGGUUGACGAACAGAUGAUCAAUGUGCAGAACAAGAACUCUUCGUACUUUGUGGAGUGGAUCCCAAACAAUGUGAAGUCCAGUGUCUGCGAUAUUCCACCAAAGGGUUUGUCCAUGGCAUCGACCUUCAUUGGCAACUCUACUUCAAUUCAGGAAAUGUUCAGAAGGGUGAGUGAGCAGUUCACUGCCAUGUUCAGGAGAAAAGCUUUCCUUCACUGGUACACUGGUGAGGGCAUGGACGAGAUGGAAUUCACCGAGGCCGAGAGCAACAUGAAUGAUCUGGUCUCCGAAUACCAGCAGUACCAGGAUGCCACUGCAGAUGAGGAGUAUGAUGACGAGGAAGAAGAGAUAAUGGACGACGGUGCUGAAAUGUGAGAGGUAAAGCGUAUCUGAGAUGUGGGAGUAUGGAGAAGGCAUGCCUGGAGUUACCGAUCAGUCUUGCCUCAUUAUGCUUACAACAUUAAGGGUUGCUGAUUCUCCUGCUGUUUUGGCGGAGUUGGUGGAGAACUCCUUACCCUGGUAGGUAUAGUGCCUUUUUUUUUUUUUUCUGUUUUAGUUUCAAUUUCGAGAUUUCACGCCUGAAACUUGUCUUCUGUGUCAAGUAUCUUUACAUCCUAUAGGCUUGCUGAGAAUAUGCUAGACCCCAUUGGGAUAAAGAUGAGCAUUUUAGAUGGCUUUUGGAUAGAGACGAGCAUGUGGAGUGGUAUUAUUUGGUAGUCCUUUUUUCCA